Molecule: messenger RNA, 1484 nt
Organism: Impatiens glandulifera
Lineage: Eukaryota; Viridiplantae; Streptophyta; Magnoliopsida; Ericales; Balsaminaceae
Product: UPF0496 protein At4g34320-like
Exons: 2
Coding region: 82-1368 (428 amino acids)
Source: RefSeq, a predicted model, not a curated record
AAAAUAUCAAACAAGCCGUUAAACUUUGAAAUAAGCAAUCCAUUUGCUUCCCGCUUUAUCCACCUCAAAUCUGAAUUUCAAAUGGCGUGCAAGCUUUCUCUUUUCUAUACCCACCUCCUUCAAGCUUCAUCUUUUUUCAUUACUGCUCUCAAAUUCUCCAUUUUUUUUCAUACAAAUACUCUCCAAGAUUUCAGAUUUGAAGAAAUCGAACGAACAAUGCUUUUUACCUUUCUGGACAAAAUGGGACACAACAUGAGCAAGAAAUCCGAACCUUCAACAAUCACGACAGUUUUCAAUAACAAACAACGUUAUAUGGUUGAUCUAAACUCAUACGAGGAUGCAUGUAGAGUAGACAAUGAUCUGAUUUCCUUCGAUAACAAUCUUCAAUCACGAACGAACAGGGUUAUCACCACGCUGGCGGAUGAAGCUGAAAUUCGAUCACUUUCUUUCGAUUCAUUCAGACAGGUAACCGAAUGUCUACUGGAAAUGAAUCAAGAAGUUGUGAGAGUUAUAUUGGAAUGUAAGAAAGAUAUAUGGAAGAACCGUGAAUUGUUUGAACUUGUUGAGGAAUAUUUUGAAAACAGUCUUCAAACGUUGGAUUUCUGUACUGCAUUGGAGAGAUGUCUCAAACAUGCUAGAGACAGUCAAUUGUUAGUUUCGAUUGCACUCCAGGUGUUCGAUGAAAAGCGUGAUGAACACGAAGAUGGCGAUAUGUAUGUUGAUACUUUGAACGAAUUGAAGGCAUUCAAGGCUGCUGGCGAUCCAUUUACUGAAGAACUUGUUGAAAUCUUUCAAUCGGUUUAUCUGCAUCAAUCUGCGAUGCUUGAAAAACUGCGGUUAAAACAGAUGAAACUCGAUAAGAAGCUUAAGUAUGUUCAUUCGUGGAGGAAGGUUUCGAGCAUGAUAUUCGCGGCUACAUUCGCCGCCAUCAUGAUUGUAUCGGUUGUGGCGGCUGCUGUGGCUGCCCCUCCUGUGGCAGCCGCUUUAGCGGCUGCCUCAUCCGUUCCGUUUGGUUCUAUGGGGAAAUGGAUCAAUUCUUUGUUGAAGAACUAUGAGAAUGCAGUGAAAGGGGAGAAGGAAGUUAUCGGUUCUAUGCAAGUUGGGACUCAUAUCGCGAUUAAGGAUUUGAGUAAUAUUCGGGUUUUAAUCGAUAAGGUGGAAAUUCAGAUUGGAUCGCUAUUGGGAGCGGCUGAUUUCGCGAUUAAUGAAAAGGCAGUGAGGAUUGGAAUUGAGGAGAUAAGGAAGAAACUCGAUGAGUUCAUGAAGAACGUCGAGGAAUUGGGAUUGCAUGCGGAUAUGUGUAGUCGAGAUGUUCGAAGGGCGAGAACUGUCAUUCUUCAAAGGAUCAUAAAACCACAAAAUCAUUGAUUGAAAAGGGUUGAAGGCAUUGAAUUCUAUCAAGUUUUGAUGUUUUUCAUCCUUGUUGUAUAUGAAAUAUGUUUAUUUGCAUUAAUAAUGUACCAAAUUCAAAAGAUCAUAGCACA